AAGGUAGUAAAUAAAUGAGAAUGCAGGUAUGCAGCUUAUCUCUACAAUGGCCUCUUCAUCACAUGUCGCCAAAUUGUUUAGGUACAGUGUCUCUUCAUAUUUACAUAAAUACAAAUCUCUCUCUCUCUCUCUCUCUCUCUCUAAACCACAUCUUCCUCUCCACCGUUCUUUCUCUUCCCUCUCUCUCUCUCUGGACUUCAACUUCUGGAGAAGUACAAGACAUUUAUAAAGCACUGCUCAUCACCCAACACUAACACAAUUGUCAAAAGGUGUGGUGGAAGGAGAAUCUAUUACUUCUAUCUGGAUAUCGAUCAGUCAAUCAAAUCAAACCCUCCUCUCUCUUACUACUUUUUUUUUGUUUAAAAAAGAAAAAGAAAAAGAGUCCAUGUCGAGCAUGUCCAUGUCGUCCUCCUCAGCUCCAGCUUUUCCACCGGACCACUUCUCAUCUUCCGAGCAGCUCUGUUACGUCCAUUGCAGCUUCUGCGACACUGUCCUUGCUGUGAGUGUUCCUCCGAGUAGUUUGUUCAAGACCGUGACGGUGAGAUGCGGCCACUGUUCGAACCUUUUGUCGGUGACUGUAAGCAUGAGAGCUCUUCUUCUUCCCUCCGUUUCCAACCUUGGCCAUUCCUUUUUACCUCCUCCUCCUCCUCCUUCUCCUCCCAAUCUUUUGGAGGAAAUGCGAAGCGGAGGGCAGAAUAUAAACAUGAACAUGAUGAUGAGCCAUCACGGCGCAGCUCACCACCCGGACGAGUCUUUGGUUAUGCCGACUCGCAACGGUAGAGUGGAUCAUCUGCAAGAGAUGCCUCGGCCACCAGCCAAUAGACCAGCCCCAGAGAAGCGACAAAGAGUACCAUCUGCAUACAACCGAUUCAUCAAGGAGGAGAUCCAACGUAUAAAGGCAGGCAACCCUGAUAUCAGCCACAGAGAAGCCUUCAGUGCUGCUGCCAAAAACUGGGCUCAUUUCCCUCACAUACACUUUGGUCUCAUGGCUGAUCAUCCUCCCACCAAGAAGGCUAACGUGCGCCAACAGGAAGGAGAGGAUUCGAUGAUGGGAAGAGAUCGAGAAGGCUUUUACGGCUCAACUGCCAACGUUGGGGUGACCCAUAACUAGCUUAGCUAGCUACGACUUUCUCAAUCUUUAAUCUUCAAAAAAUGUGGUUAAUUUCAGCUCAAACUUAACUUAUUAUUACUAUUAUGAAAUUUGAUAAUCGAUCAGGAGACAUUUUUUGUUUUAGAAAUUUUUGGAACUAAUAGUAUAAUUUUCGCUUGGAAUUGUGAAGGUAUUUUUUUUU
Arabidopsis lyrata subsp. lyrata is the source of this 1292-nucleotide messenger RNA. Its product is annotated as axial regulator YABBY 3. Gene Ontology annotation, cellular component: nucleus. NCBI's taxonomy places the organism in Eukaryota, Viridiplantae, Streptophyta, Magnoliopsida, Brassicales, Brassicaceae. The transcript has 7 exons. Gene Ontology annotation, biological process: abaxial cell fate specification; regulation of leaf development; polarity specification of adaxial/abaxial axis. Bases 386 to 1111 code for a protein of 241 amino acids. The record is from RefSeq and is a predicted model, not a curated record.